AUGGCAAGGCAGGAAAAUGAUGAAACGAAUAAACAAAUCUCAAAAUGUGUUACAUUUCAAAGACAGUCCGUGUUUCAGGCGAAAGAUUUUCUUCGACCCUCAUACGACACUGACUACAACCUGUUGCGAUGGGCUCAAGGUUACAACUUCAACCUCGACGAGGCGUUAUCAUAUCUGAUUCGACAUUUGAAAUUUCGAGAAUUCUAUGAUCUUGACAAUAUUGAUAAAUUACGCGAUGAUAAAAUACUGAAACAAUAUUUUCCGCUCGGUUUAGUUGGUAAAACAGGUAAGGAUAAUCAUUUGUUGGUGGUUGAAUGUGCUGGUCGCAUUGAUCUCUAUGGAAUAUUACACAGUGUUCAACUGAACGUUUUCUUAUCACAACGGUUCAAAUUUCAAGAAAAUAUGCUUAAAGAAAUCAACAAAAUGGAAUCAAUCCAUAAAACACAGUGUUCAGUCAUUUAUAUCCUUGAUUUGGAAGGACUCAAGUUGGAUUCCACUCUGUUGACUACAGUAACAGGCAUGUUACCAAUUCAGUUUUUCAUUUUCUGUAUGCUUGGACCAUAUCGAAUAUUAUGGACGCUCGUUUACACCAAUUAUCCGGAAUGGGUGGAUCGUAUGAUUAUUGUGAAUUCACCCACUUUUAUAUCUGUUCUGUGGAAAGCCAUAAGUCCGUUGAUACCAGAGAGAACUCGGAACAAGGUUCGAAUUGUUUCGACUCAAGAGGAUUCCAUCAACGAAUUGAAAAAGUGCUGCGACAUGAAAUACGUACCAAAACAUUGGGGUGGGGAAUUGAUUGAUAACAACGGUGACCCGAUGUGCAGGGAUCGACUGAUAAUUCCAACGGAUACAAUA
Molecule: messenger RNA, 852 nt
Organism: Anisakis simplex (herring worm)
Lineage: Eukaryota; Metazoa; Nematoda; Chromadorea; Rhabditida; Anisakidae
Source: the annotation of a GenBank genome assembly